UUGCCACUUGUCAUUAGGUAUUCCACUAACUUUCGUCAGUGUGAUUUGGCACAACCAACAUGCGGACGAUGUAAAAGAAUACGCCAAACAUGUACAGGAAGCGGAAUACAAAGAUUCAGAUUCCAUCAGUAUAAGCCAACCACGGCUCCCAUGAGCACUCCGAGUAACGAGACGACCAGACUGGCGGCAGAAUUCGUUGCUUUAACGGGAAUUAGUGAUGAGCGGUAUUCUUUUGAAAUAUAUGGACCAAGGUUCUUCAAAACCCUUCCACGACGUUUUGGCUCGCAUCCUGCUCUAGACGAUAUGUCACAUGCCGUGAUUGCCACGUUUCAAUCAGUCCGACUUCGGAAAGAGUCUAACCCAAGAGCUCUUUCUCUUUUUGGGAAGGCUUUGAGGUCUUUACAAGAAUGUUUGAACGACCCCAAGCAAUCAGCGACCUUCAAGUUGGAAUUAGUCAUUAUGGUGAUGCUAUGCCAAUUGUGGAUUGAUAACAAGGCAUCUAACAAGCAUCGUGGGGUCAUCGCCCAUCUCCUCGAAGAAACAGUCACCCAAGGCCAAAUCAUUAACUCAGACGACCUUCGUGGUUUUUGUCUACAAGGGGUAUAUGCGGCACUCUCUGAUCCAAAUGUCGAACUGGGGCCAUGGUUCUGGGACGUUGCCUUUCAAGACAUUACCAAAGCUAGACCAUACCACUAUGAGCAAGGUCUAUACUGCUUUGAACUAUGUGCCAUAGGUGAUUUGCCAGUCUUUCUUCGAGACCCAGAAAGAUAUCUAUACCAGUUGAAAUGCUACUGGAAUAUGCUUUCGACUGAACGACCAAUAAUGCGGGACCAAUACGAGAUGGCAAUACCGAUGGCUCUGGCUCCCAAUUCCAAUUUCGUUUCCAGAGUAAAAGCUAUAGAAUACGCCUCAGGGAAUGCAGUUCUUCUCAUCCAAACUGCACUUGUUGGCCCAACCAUCAAACCUUUCGGUGUUCUUCCUGACUAUAUCGAAGAGUCUCACCAAAUCUGCGAUGAAGCAAUUACCUUGGCACAGCAGUGUCAGGCCUUUCGACCAUGUGGCGCGUCAUGGGCACCAGAGUUGUUGAAGAUGGUAUGGGCUUCUCUGGACGAUGAGUAUCGGCACAAAGAACUUGAAGAGUUGAUGGAUAGGUAUGCGGAAGACGUUCAAGGAGCAGAUUAUCUGGGAGAGGCGAAGAACAUGAGGAAGAGAUUUGAUCAACUCGGUUGGAGUAACAAACAAACGUUCCUGACUGCGGCGAAGGAUGGACAAGAUGCUUCGGCGCCAUGUGUGAUACUUUGA
Molecule: messenger RNA, 1302 nt
Organism: Fusarium venenatum
Lineage: Eukaryota; Fungi; Ascomycota; Sordariomycetes; Hypocreales; Nectriaceae
Source: RefSeq, a predicted model, not a curated record